Colletotrichum phormii is the source of this 853-nucleotide messenger RNA. RefSeq names its product RNA polymerase III subunit Rpc25. Gene Ontology annotation, cellular component: RNA polymerase III complex. Gene Ontology annotation, biological process: transcription initiation at RNA polymerase III promoter; DNA-templated transcription. The record is from RefSeq and is a predicted model, not a curated record. The coding region runs from base 218 to 811 and encodes 197 amino acids. NCBI's taxonomy places the organism in Eukaryota, Fungi, Ascomycota, Sordariomycetes, Glomerellales, Glomerellaceae. The transcript has 4 exons.
AGUCAAUCUGCUUCCCAAGACCAAAGCGCCCCGCGAUUUUGCCGACUUUGCGAUCUCACUGAGCGCCGACACAAUACAUUGAACCACGACUCGAAAGACCCAAUCACGACCCUUCAGAGGCGUUGAGGUGACGGACGAUGAUACCAGGUCAAUAGCAAUUUUUACCUGGGAUCAUUCUGGCCUACAACCCGCUGUCUCGAAGAUAACCUCGCCGAAGAUGUUCAUCCUAACCAAGAUUGCCGACCUGGUCGAAAUCGCACCAGAGGACUUCCGCAAGAAGAGCAAAGCCGCCAUUGAGGACAACAUCAAUGCCAAAUACGCCAACAAGGUCAUACAGAAGAUUGGACUUUGUGUCUGCCUCUACGACCUUUUGUGGACCUCUGAAGGCCUCAUCGGCCAUGGCACUGGCCUUGUCAACGUGAAUGUGGAAUUCAGACUCAUCGUCUUUAGACCCUUCAAGGGCGAAGUCAUGAUUGGAAGAAUUAGAAGUUCGACGCCGGCCGGCAUCAACUUGAGAACCGACUUCUUUGAUGACAUCUUCAUCCCCUUUGAUGAGCUCCCCGAGGGUGCCGAGUUCAACCACUCAGAACAGCUAUGGAUCUGGAACAUUGAGGACGACAGACUCUUCUACGAUAAUCACGAAAUGGUCCGAUUCCAGGUCAUCGAUGAGGAGUGGCACGACCAGACGCCCGCAGGACCAAGCCAGGGCGAAGAGGCUGCUCCGCCAAAGCCGCCGUAUAAGGUGAAGGGUACAAUGGCCAUGGAGGGUCUCGGCGUGUGCCUUUGGUGGGACGGACAGGGCGGCGAAUAGCUAUCAAAUGGCCUUUGAGAUCUCACAAGCGUUCUUCAGACA